GCGACAGCUACCGCUUCAGAGGAAGCGUCUGCGGAGGAGGAAGAAGAGCAGGGCAAGGCGGGAGUCACAGGCGGGACCCUCGCCAUGGGUCCGCGGACCUAGAGCGGCGGAAGCUACCGGCCUGGUGCCGAGCUGGCCGCUGCUCCUUCCCGUGGCUUCCAUGGCUGAGGACUGGCUGGAGUGCCCAGCCUUGGGCCCUGGCUGGAAACGCCGUGAGGUCUUUCGAAAGUCAGGUGCCACCUGUGGACGCUCAGACACCUAUUACCAGAGCCCCACAGGAGACAGGAUCCGAAGCAAAGUUGAGCUGACCCGAUACCUGGGCCCUGCGUGCGACCUCACCCUCUUCGACUUCAAACAAGGCAUUCUGUGUUAUCCAGCCCCCAAGCCCCAGUCCUUACCUGUCCCUAGCAGGAAGCGGAAGAAACCUUCACGGCCAGCCAAGACUCGGAAACGUCAGGUUGGACCCCAGAAGGGUGAGGUCAGGAAGGAGGCCCCAGGGGAUGAGACCAAGGCUGAUGCUGACACAGCCCCAGCUUCACUGCCUGCUCCUGGGUGCUGUGAGAACUGUGGAAUCAGCUUCUCAGGGGAUGGUACCCGAAGACAGCGGCUCAAGACAUUAUGCAAGGACUGCAGAGCACAGAGAAUUGCUUUCAACCGGGAGCAAAGGAUGUUUAAGCGUGUGGGCUGCGGGGAGUGCGCAGCCUGCCGGGUAACCGAGGACUGCGGGGCCUGCUCCACAUGCCUUCUGCAGUUGCCCCAUGAUGUGGCCUCGGGGCUGUUCUGCAAGUGUGAGCGGAGACGGUGCCUCCGGAUUGUGGAAAGGAGCCGAGGGUGUGGAGUGUGCAGGGGCUGUCAGACCCGAGAGGACUGUGGCCGUUGUCGAGUUUGCCUUCGCCCUCCCCGCCCUGGUCUCAGGCGCCAAUGGAGGUGUGUCCAGCGGCGCUGCUUACGGGGUAAACGUAGCCGCCGCAGAGGAGGCUGUGACUCCAAGAUGGCUGCCCGGCGGCGCCCCCCCCGAACCCAGCCACUGCCUCCAGUUCCCCCAUCACAGCCUCCAGCGUCUCCAGAGCUGCACCCCAGAGCCCUGGCCCCCUCGCCACCUGCCGAAUUCAUCUAUUACUGUGUAGACGAGGACGAGCUACAGCCUUACACGAACCGUCGGCAGAACCGUAAGUGUGGGGCCUGUGCAGCUUGCCUGCGCCGGAUGGACUGUGGUCGCUGUGACUUCUGCUGUGACAAGCCGAAAUUUGGGGGCAGCAAUCAGAAGCGCCAGAAGUGUCGUUGGCGCCAGUGCCUGCAGUUUGCCAUGAAGCGGCUGCUGCCUAGUGUCUGGGCAGGAUCUGAGGAUGGAGCAGGGCCGCCCCCACCGUACUCUCGUCGAAAGAGACCUGGCUCUACUCGACGGCCCCGUCUGGGCCAGAUACUGAAGACCUUGACCACACCCACAGUUAGAUCAGGCCGUGCCCAAACUCCAAUGAAACAGGAAACGGGCAGUGGCUUUGUGCUACCCCCACCUGGCACUGACCUUGUGUUCUUACGGGAAGGUGCAAGCAGUCCUGUGCAGGUGCCUGGCCCUGCUACAGCUUCCACAGAAGCCCUGUUGCAGGAGGCCCAGUGCCCAGGCCUGAGUUGGGUUGUGGCCUUACCCCAGGUGAAGCAAGAGAAGGUGGAUGCCCAGGAAGACUGGACACCGGGCACAGCCAUCCUGACUUCUCCUGUAUUGCUGUCUGGCUGCCCCAGCAAGGCAGUAGAUGCAGGCCUGCCACCUGUGAAGCAAGAGCCAUUGGACCCUGAGGAGGACAAGGAGGAAGAGAGCAAGGAUGACUCCGCCUCCGACUUGGCCCCAGAGGAGGAGGCAGGAGGGGCUGGCACACCCGUGAUCACGGAGAUUUUCAGCCUGGGUGGAACCCGCCUCCGGGACACAGCGGUCUGGUUGCCAAGUCUGCAGGGCAGGCAAUCGGGAAGGGAAGAUGGAUGUAAAGUGUGGGAGACGGAGGACACUUUGGCGUGCACGAGCAAGAGCUGGAACCGGCGAGGAUGGCCUAGAACCCAUGUCAGUGUCUCACCAUCUCCAACUGCGAUAAUGUGGGUGUCCUGCAGAAGAAGCUGGUGCCCUUCAUCACAGAGUUAAAUACUCAUCUGGCCCAGGAAUUAGAGAAGCAGAAGGAAGAUCCCAGGGAAAGUGGAGCAGCUGCAGGCCUGACUGCAGGCCUCACUGCUGCCCCACACCAACGAGGUGAGCCAGCAGAUAAGUGACAACAUGUGUGAACUGCAACAGUGCCUGGUGCGCCUGCACCAACCUUCCGAGUGUAAAAACAGUAUGCUGCUGCUUCACUUCUGUCCUCCAGUUACCAUGCAAACUGUCUCUUGUGGCCCAUCCUAACCGGAAGCAUACAGGGAAGGGAGUUCUGGGAAACGUAGCCUAGUCAAGGUGACACAUUACAAAGCCACCCUGCCAUGAAUCAGCUCCCAAGGGUCUCACUGCUCACCUGAGGAUAACUUGUUAAAGCUACGAUGCUGGAAAUGCAAAGCUGAAGACCAUGGAUUUCAUGGUGACCCCAGCAAGUACAGAAAUACUGUCAAGCCCACCCAGAAAAAAACUGGCUGGUUCGGCUAUUUUUGUGUCAUUCAUUCAAGUAAUGAGAACCUGGCCCAUGGUAGGCACUGUACUUGAUACUGGGAUACAGGAAUGAAAAAGAUACAGUCCAUGCAAUUUUAUUAAAUAACAUAAGUAUGUAUUACAAAUGGUGAAUGGAUAUCCAACUUUAUCAUGGAAUUUAAUGGUGAAAAUAUAGAAUUCAGGAAACUGUCGGGAGGAAAGCUCUUGCGUGAACCUUGGGGCACAAUAGGAAUUGGAAAUAAUAUAAAUAGUUUCUAUCUCUGAGCUAUUUUAAAAUUAUUUUAAAAUGAUUUUGAUUGUCCCGUUUACUGUUUCAUAUAUUUAGUGUUUCUUUGGGGAGUGUCUUGAUGGUGUAACAGUGUUGACUCUGAGAAAGUGGGAUGGUGGGUGGCAAGAUCAAGGUCAGGUUCUGUCGAAGGACCUUGGGCCAACCACUUCUCUAGGCCUUGGGGCUUGGCUGAAGGUGGAGGCUCGCCGCUGGUCCCGGUCCCGCCCCUCCAUCGUUUUAAUAGGCCCCCGCCAGGGGGCGCCGGGGCCUCGGUCAUCCCACCACUGCUCUGGGAAGACGCAGCCCCUCACCCCUGGCCAGGGCGGCCCGGGGGCGUGGCCUCCACCCCGGCCGAGACGGCAAUCCUUGGCCAGGCUGGGAAGAAAGCCGAUUCUUCACUAGUGGUAGAAACGGGCAAAACCGACCGGAGUUAAGUUAACGGGAUGCGCCCAGGGGAGGGUGCAGCAGGACGAGCUCUCGACCGACGCUGGGACGUUUGAGGACUGCGAAGUGUCACCAGGGGUCGGCUUCCCCGUCGCAGAACUCAUUUCAACAGGAUCCUACGGGCUCUACAACCUCUGGGGUGCCCGACGCUCUCUCUUAUUAUCUCUACUGCCUUUCCCAAACCCAGCGCCUGAUUGAGGUCCUUUUCAUUGCCUCCCUUCUUUCCCAAGGGUGUGGUGUGAGGGGUGGUUCCACCCAGACCAACUGGUGGGCCACUCGCCUGUGGGACACGAAGAUCAAGGAACUGACCCUCAGGACUCUGCCCAGGGAACCGAGACGACCUCUAAUUUCUUUCUUUUUUGUUUGUUUCAGGCUACGUAAACUCUUAGCAGUAAAUGAAAAUGAGUAUUUUACCGAACUGCAAUUGAAAGAAGAAGCA
Molecule: messenger RNA, 3771 nt
Organism: Enhydra lutris kenyoni (northern sea otter)
Lineage: Eukaryota; Metazoa; Chordata; Mammalia; Carnivora; Mustelidae
Product: methyl-CpG binding domain protein 1
Exons: 16
Coding region: 161-2131 (656 amino acids)
Molecular function (GO): DNA binding; zinc ion binding
Source: RefSeq, a predicted model, not a curated record